UGUUUCCACACACCCUUCUGCCUCCCUGCCAUCCUCUAACUGCUCUGUGGUUCUGUUCAGAGCCAAAGAAACUCACAAGGAGACAAGACCUGCAGACAAAAGCAUCUCUCAGAACAUUUUGAAAAAGGAUCAAACACCAUGCCUUAUGAAAUAGUUCCCAAGAGCAAAGCUCCAGGAGUUGAUUUCUGCGGGGUCGAUGAAUAUUAUUACAUCGUCCGCUCCGACCUGGGCUGCUACAUGAGGUCAACCAAUUUCAAUGAGGGCAAAGACCUAUACGUCUUUAGCCUGCACAAUUCUUGCCAGGGCGGAGAUCACUACUUAGCCGACGAGAAUGAUCGCUUCUACAUCAUCAAAGGAGACAGCUAUCGCCGUGUCACUGAUAUGCACCAGGACGACGAUGCGGUCGUGUUCACCCUCCAUCCCAACUGUCAAGGAGGGGAUCAUUACCUGUCCGCCUUCGGUCACUUCUACAUUAUUUUUCAGGAGAAAGGCAUUUACCGCAAGGUCACUGAUCUGAAUACAGAUGGAGAUGCAGUUGAAUAUACCCUUCACCCAGACUGCAAGAACGGCCUUUAUUACUGGGGUAUUAAAGAUUACUACUACUUUUUAAAACCUCAUGAUCAAUGGGGCAUCCAGUACUUUAGGUGCACCAACUUCCAUGAAAAAGAAGAUCCACAUACGUAUUCCUUCCAUGAAACCGUGGUCCCCUUUCUCCCAGGAGGCCUGGCUGUUGUUCAUGGUGCGUGUUUUGGUAAAUGGGAGGUUAUCAAGACCAUCUCCAAUGAUUCUGACAGUCCCAUCACUUGGAACAAGAAGAUCACUAAGAAGGUGGGAUGCAACAAGUCGAAGAUGAAGUCCGUGGAGAAUCACUGGAAGAUAGGGAUGACUGCCUCAUAUGAGUCUGGAGCCCUUGCUGAAUCAUUGGCCAAGUAUCAGUUCAGCGUUUCCACCGAACAUGGUGGGAGUAGUGUCCAAACCGAGUCGGAAGACUGGAGUGAUGCCACAGAGGUGGAAGAAUCAGUUAAUGUGACCCUGGAGCCCAAAAGCCAGUUGUACAUAUGGCAGUACCAGCUGGGCUUGGGCAGGGAGCCCAUCUUGUUCUGCCGUGACAUGAAGUUUACGAAGGAUGCCACUCCACCCACAACUAUUCCUCUGCCACCUUCUUCUGCUAAGUAAUGGAAAGGCAGGAGUGCUGAAAAGUUUGCUAUAUUGGUUGCUUUUAAUAAAGGUGAGGCCGAUUAAUAAUUAGGAUCUAUAGAAAUCGCAGAGGCUUAGGUGACUUUAGCUGUUAGGUAUGUAGAGAAAGUAGAGCUAAACAUUCAGCUUGGAUGUGAUUAUUUUGAUUAUUGUGUAACUGUUGAGUGUGCCUAACAUUCCUGAGUAGCAUUAAGAUUCAUAGCCAUCACUACGUACAUCUAAUUACCUCUAGAUUAAAGGCUUACAAAUGCUUCAUGUUAUUUGCUUUAUUUACAAAUAUGCUGGUAGGCAAAGUUUUGUGUGAUGGAAGUGGUCCCUUCAGUAUACUUACACAUCUUCAGAUGGACAACUGUUCUUCCCACUCCACCCAUGCCCCAUUUGCUAUAACCUUGCCUUGUUUCUGCUAUACUGUUUAUAAUCUUUACUUUGUUAUCAUGUUGAUCAGCAAAUUAAAUUAAAGCAAGCAUUUCUGGAAAAGAAA
Molecule: messenger RNA, 1678 nt
Organism: Eublepharis macularius
Lineage: Eukaryota; Metazoa; Chordata; Lepidosauria; Squamata; Eublepharidae
Exons: 2
Coding region: 139-1176 (345 amino acids)
Source: RefSeq, a predicted model, not a curated record